CUUUCUCUUCAAACGGCAGCAGCUGUGCGUCUCUGCUUCUCUCCAUGAAGGUGAGACUCAGAUUGAUCCUGGAAACAGCUCAGCGGUGACGAACACAAACCCUUUUGUGUUGGACGUCCACAGCAGAAUGGAUCAAACUGAGGACGGAGAGGAGGGAGCCCCUCCCUGGAAGACCACCCACAGAACCCCCACAGGACCUGGACCUGAUCUCAGAUCCGGAGCUGGAGGCACACCUGGACCUGGAUCUGGACCCAGCUGUGAGUCCAUGAAGAGUGAUGAAUCCAAGGAACCCCCACUGCAUUUUAAAAGAGGACGUGAAUCUGAGCCUCAACCUGGACCUGGUGUUGGACCUGGACCUGGACCUGGACCUGGACCCAGCUGCAUGUCCAUGAAGAGUGAUACCUCUAUGUAUGAACCACAGAACUUUAAAAGACGACGUGUUCCACAGACUCAACCUGGACCUGGACCUGGAUCUGGACCAAGCUGUUUGUCCAUGAAGAGUGAUGCCUCCAAGGAACCCCCACUGCAUUUUAAAAGAGGACGUGUGUCUGAGCCUCAAGUGGAGCAGCAGAGCUCAGAGGUUCCCAGUGGUCUACAGGAUCAGACUCAGCUGGACUCCAUAUUUAAGGAAACACAGAUGGCGGCACCUAAAGAAGUGAGUCGACCAGAGAAAGCAGACCGGAUAGACACGACGGUCCAGACCUACGACAGAAAUACUCAGAGAGUCACUGAAAGAGUUGUGGAGAAGAUGGACAAGACUGAUCCAGUGAAAAAUCUUUCAAAAGACAUCCCAGUAUCUAAAGAGAGCAUUGACCAGUGUCGGCGAAAACUGAAGGUUAAGCUGAAGCAGAAGUUUGAGUGUGUGUUUGAGGGCAUCAUUAAAGAAGGACUCCCCAAAACCCUCCUGAACCAGAUCUACACAGAGCUCUACAUCACAGAGGGAGGGGCUACAGAGGUCAACCAGGAACAUGAGGUCAGACAGAUUGAAACAGCAUCCAGGAACCCACACAGACCACCAACAACCAUCACAUGUGAAGACAUCUUUAAAGGACCACCUGACAGAGACCAACCAAUCAGAACAGUGCUGACAAAGGGCGUGGCCGGCAUCGGGAAAACAGUCUUAACACAGAAGUUCAGUCUGGACUGGGCUGAAGACAAAGCCAACCAGGACAUCCACUUCAUAUUUCCAUUCACCUUCAGAGAGCUGAAUGUGCUGAAACAGAAGAAGUUCAGCUUGGUGGAACUGGUUCAUCACUUCUUCACUGAAACCAAAGAAGCAGGAAUCUGGAUCUUUGAAGACCACCAGGUGGUGUUCAUCUUAGAUGGUCUGGAUGAGUGUCGACCUCCUCUGGACUUCAACAACACUCAGAUCCUGACGGAUGUUACAGAGUCCACCUCAGUGGAUGUGCUGCUGAUGAACCUCAUCAGGGGGAACCUGCUUCCCUCUGCUCGCCUCUGGAUAACCACACGACCUGCAGCAGCCAAUCAGAUCCCUGCUCAGUGUGUUGACAUGGUGACAGAGAUCAGAGGGUUCACUGACCCACAGAAGGAGGAGUACUUCAGGAAGAGGUUCACAGAUGAAGAAGUGACCAACACAGUCAUCUCCCACAUCCAGAGGUCCCGAAGCGUCCACAUCAUGUGUCACAUCCCAGUCUUCUGCUGGAUCACUGCUACAGUUCUGGAGGACGUGUUGAAGAACACAGAUAGAAGACAACUGCCCAAGACCCUGACUGAGAUGUACAUCCACUUCCUGGUGGUUCAGGCCAAACUGAAGAACGUCAAGUAUGAUGAACGAUCUGGGACAGAUUCACCCUGGAGUCCAGAGACCAUGGAGAUGAUUGAGUCUCUGGGAAAACUGGCCUUUGAGCAGCUGAAGAAAGGAAACCUGAUCUUCUAUGAAUCAGACCUGACAGAGUGUGGCAUCGAUAUCAGAUCAGCCUCAGUGUACUCAGGAGUGUUCACAGAGGUGUUUAUAGAGGAGAGAGGACUGUACCAGGACAAGAGGUUCUGCUUCAUUCAUCUGAGUGUCCAGGAGUUUCUGGCUGCUCUUCAUGUCCAUCAGACCUUCAUCAACACUGGAGUCAAUCUGCUGUCAGAAGAACAAACCACAUCCCAGAGGUCUGGAUCUGCAGACACACAGUUCUACCAGACUGCUGUGGACCAGGCCUUACAGAGUCCAAAUGGACACCUGGACCUGUUCCUGCGCUUCCUCCUGGGUCUAUCACUGCAGGCCAAUCACAGACUCCUACAAGGUCUGAUGGAACAGACAGGAAGUAGCUCAGAGACCAAUCAGCAGACAGCUGAGUACAUCAAGAAGAAGAUCAAUGAUAAACUGUCUGUAGAGAAAAGCAUCAACCUGUUCCACUGUCUGAAUGAACUGGAGGAUCGAUCUCUGGUGGAUCAGAUUCAAAAGUACCUGAAAGAUGGGGGUCUCUACAGAUACGGUCCGUCUCCUGCUCAGUGGUCAGCUCUGGUCUUUAUCUUACUGUCAUCAGAUAAAGAUCUGGAUGAGUUCGACCUGAACAAAUACUCUGGUUCAGAAGUGGCUCUUUUGAAUUUGCUGCCAGUCGUCAAAGCCUCCAACAAAGCUGUAUUGACUGUCUAUGGCCUGUCAGAAAGAGGCUUUGAAGGUCUGUCCUCAGUUCUCAGAUCCCAGUCCUCUAGUCUGAUACAUCUGGACCUCAGUACCAAUGACCUGGAGGAUUCGGGACUGAAGAUCCUGUCAGAUGGACUAAGGAGUCCAGACUGUAAACUGGAGACUCUCAGGUUGAAUAUCUGUAACCUGUCAGAGACAAGCUGUGAAGGUCUGUCCUCAGUUCUCAGAUCCCAGUCCUGUAGUCUGACACAUUUGGAGCUAAACAACAUGGACCUGAAGGAUUCAGGACAGAAGAUCCUGUCAGAUGGACUAAGGAGUCCAGACUGUAAACUGGAGACUCUCAGGUUGAGUAUCUGUAACCUGUCAGAGAGAAGCUGUGAAGGUCUGUUCUCAGUUCUCAGAUCCCAGUACUCUAGUCUGACUCAUCUGGAGCUCAACAACAUGGACCUGAAGGAUUCAGGACUGAAGAUCCUGUCAGAUGGACUAAGGAGUCCAGACUGUAAACUGGAGACUCUCAGACUGUCAGGAUGUCUGAUCACAGAGGAAGGAUGUUCUUCUCUGGUCUCAGCCCUACAGUCCAAUCCGUCCCAUCUCAGACUGCUAGACCUGAGCUACAACCAUCCAGGAGCCUCAGGACAGGAGCUGUGUGCUCUAGUGGAGGAUCCACACUGGAGACUGGACACUGUCAGGUUGGAGCCCAGUGGAGUCCGAUGGUUGAAACCAGGUCUGAGGAAGUGUAAGUGGAUUUCCAUUGGAUUACAGAUGAAACCCAACCUGAACAUACAGAAGGAGCUGGUACCACAUUAGAAAACACAUCAACUGUCAGUGAAGACAGUGGGUGAGCUGACAGCUGAUUGGUCAGGACACGGAUCACAUGACACAAAUACCCUGAGGGACGAGUCCUCAGAACCUCAGAUCAUUGGCCAAUCACACCUCCUCUGUCUUUAUGGAUCAUUCUAGUGUCGUUCUUGUGCCGCUGUCUGAUAAAGGUGGAAGACGAACAAAAAAAUAAAGUCAAAAACACAGCUGAGUCGAUCAGGAGGAAAGUUUGUCACAGUAACAAGUUCAACCCAAAACAUCAAAUCACUUCCAUAAAUAUUUAUUAUCCAUUAGAUAAAGGCUGUAAUAUUAUGGAUUUUAUGGACAAUUAGGAAAAAGGGAAAGAUUAAAUUAAUAAAUCUGUGCAAAGGUCGUCACUAAUACAGUUUGUUUUUGAUCAGAAGGUUUUUGACAGUGAACUUGGAGACACAGACUGAACAGAACCAUUGGAAUGAAAUGUCAGUAAAUUCCAGUUCCUGUCUAUCUGUCCUUGACUACUGCCUACAUGACAUUAGACAGAAAAACCACAACUACAGCUCACAUCUCAGAGCUUCUCUGAAAUAAAACUCACACAGACACGUUUCAGACCAGACCUUUAUUUGUCUCCAUCAUGAAUUUCCCCAAAACCAUCAGAACUCAAACCUGUGGAGGUUUAAAGUGCUGUGACGCUGCUACCCAUCAGUCAUCUGUAUUGGAACACACAUUAUCUAUGUGAUCACAUGAUCAGCAUUUAUUUAGUCAAAUAUUUCUGUGGAGGAUUUUCAUGAUAACUUCAUGACUUCUGUGUUUGGUCUUUGAAUGAACUACUAGGACUUGUACAGCUAUCAGUAGUUGUGUUUAAUAUAAUACAAACUGAACCAAAAUGAACAAAAACAAAAUUAAAUAGAGAACAGCAAAGUUACAAAGGACAUCCUUUAAAUAUUCAACAAAAUCAACAUUUUAUUAAUUUGCUUUGAGUAUUUUCUUCAUU
Messenger RNA from Sphaeramia orbicularis (orbiculate cardinalfish), 4385 nucleotides. Its product is annotated as NLR family CARD domain-containing protein 3-like. Lineage: Eukaryota; Metazoa; Chordata; Actinopteri; Kurtiformes; Apogonidae. Bases 128 to 3403 code for a protein of 1091 amino acids. The transcript has 14 exons. The record is from RefSeq and is a predicted model, not a curated record.